CUUUAUCUAAAUAACGGUCGAUAAAAAACUAAAAAAAAAACAUGAGCAUAUAACACCGACAUUACUGACAGCACAAAAUCAUAAUUUUUAUUCGAUGUGACGAUUAAUUAUGGAAGUGAAUUCGUGUACUUACGUAUCUAAUGCAUUUUGAAACAUAAUUCAGCGAUAGAGCAGCAACCAUGAGCUCCUCUUCGCCGCCCACGUCGUCUUCAUACGGUACGCGAAAAGCCGAUAAAUCAUCCGGUUCCAACGCUCGAGACAAAUACACCAAAUUAUUAGACUACCUGAAAACCAAAAACUUCGAAAAAUUCGAACGCUUCAUCAACGCCCACGAGGUAGACGUGGAUCACGAGUACGGCGCUCCCGACAACGGCACACUGCUCGAUAUCGCCUGUCGAUCAUACGGAAACAGUAAAUUCGUCGAAAUUCUGGUAAGUCAUAACGCAACCAUAAAUUCCGUCAACGUUUAUGGCAAAGCUCCGGUACACGAGGCUGUAAAAAACGAAGACUUGGAUACAUUACGUAUCCUACUACAAAGUCCCAAUUGCGAUCCUCACAUCAAAGAUAAAUACGGCAAUAGCGUUCUGCACUUCGCCGUUGUACGAAAAAACCUACCAAUCAUAGAACUACUGAAACUCUACCUUGAUCCAGAUAUCGUAGCUUGGAAGCUCGUAGACAGGGCGUUGUUAGAUUCGGUCGAAAAUGAGAGCACUGAAGACAUCCAAUGGUCAUUAUCAGGGUUACUCCAACACAACCCCAUUGAUGUUUUAUUCUCGUACUUAUACAAUCGUAAAUCUGAGCAGUUCAUAGAACGAGUACAAGAGCUGAAGAAACAUCUAGGUAUGGAUUUCCUGUACGAUAACGAUAGUAUAAACUCGUACAUGCAAUACGCUUGUAAAGCUGGUCUGGCUGAAGUUGUGGUCGCUCUACUCAACAUGGAUAUCGACCCGAACAAGUACUGCGCCAGGAACCCGAUGACUCCUUUGAUGAUGGCUGCUUUCCAAGGAUACUACAGAAUCAUCAACGUGUUAUUAGAUUACCCAGAUAUCUCGUUUGCUCCCAUUGGCCAGCACAAUGUGCUUCAUUGUUUGUUUUAUGGCAUGUUUGUGAGCAGACGGUAUCCAAUUCCAGAGAUUGAUGAACCAAUAGACUACUACAUCUGUUUAGAUUACCUGCACAAGAAAGCCAUCCAGUAUAACAAGUUGGAUGUGAAUUCGGCCGAUGAAAAAGGGUACACUGCUUUGCACUACGCUGUCCAGCUCAAUCAUAAGGGAGCCAUCAAGCUGCUCAUCGAUGCCGGAGCCAAUGUUUGCCAAAAGAACUGCAAUGGCGAGACACCUCUCACGUUAUGCAAUCCGGCUGCCUUGGAAGAGUAUCUAGACAGUUGCAUAUCUUCGAACGAUGUUCACUGCGGUGAUACCAACCAUACGGUUAUAUUUCGUUAUAAUAUGUUUGUUCCGAGGAUGCGAAAGUCAUCGGGUAGGCAAACAGAGACCGAGACUGGGAUAGAUAAGAAUAGUGGAGUUCGCGAAGGUGUAUCUGAAAUUGGACCUUUGGUGGCGAUGAAUGAAAUACCAGAGUUGAGGAAACUUCUCAAGCAUCCGGUUAUUAUGAGUUUUAUAACGUUGAAGUGGCAUGUGGUGAAGAAGCUCUACUACUACAAUCUGCUGUUCUAUGUUGCUUUCUGGUUGGCGGUCAGUGUGCAUGUGUUUCUGCAUUAUCAUGCGAAAGAGGGACCCAAUGAUGUUUUUGAAAAAGAUGUUUUUGAAAUUAAUUUCUGCAAAUCAAAUCAAGCUAUAAAAUUUUUAAGGAAACCCUUCAGUAAUACAUCUAUUCGUACCAAUAGUUCACUAAAAGACAUUGUCCGUUCGAUUGAGACUCUCAAGAAUCCACAUGAUAUUCUCAACGAAUCAAUUAAACAGUUGAACUCGUCAAUUGAAUCUCACAACAAUGUUUCUGAAUCUUUCAAAAAUUUCACCCAUUGUUUUAAUAAUUUCAAAAGUAUUCUGAACACAUCAACCAACUAUGUUACGAAUUUAAACCAUCAUAUUAACGCAUUAAUCACAGAUUUGGAGUAUAGGAACAAAUUUAUGUGGCGUCAGUCUCCGAUCAACUGUUCGAACACUACAUCUGAUAUUACUCGUACUUCAGACAACAAGAAUUCGAUCAACAAGCCCAAUCCAACUCAACAACCUGAUGAAUUUCCGUAUUGUUUGUCAGCAAGCUGUAUUUUCCAGUACAUUGCCCUGCUCCUACUCAGUAUACUAUGUUUACGCGAGUUAUUUAAAAUCACCACAUCUUUUUGGCAUUACGUGAAAUCGCUAGAAAACUGGUUAAUAAUUUGUUCCAUUAUUCUGACAGGUGUAAUUUUAAUAAAACCAGACUUGGAUGAUGAAUUGCACUGUUCAUUAACAGCGAUGGCGAUUCUUGCCGUAUGGUUGGAGUUCGUAACACUCUUAGGGAGACAUCCUCUGCUGUCAACCAAUCAAGAGAUGUUCAAAAGAUUCACUAUAUCUUUCCUAAAAUUCAUCCAUUGGUUUUCAUUGAUAAUUGUAGCGUAUGGAUUCAGCGUCUCCAUCCAGUUUAGCCGCGGACAUCAAGACUAUCGCAAAAAUUUUCUGAGCAACCCUUUCUCGCUGAUUUUCAAAUCACUAUUAGUUACUCCUGGUGUACCUGAUAGUGAAAGUAUCCCAGACAAAAUACAAAAUUACACUGAAGGAUUCUAUUUCGCAUUAAUACUUUUUAUAACCAUUGUACUAUUCAACCUAUUGAAUGGUUUAGCAGUCUUUGACACACAAAAUGUAAAAUCGGAUAAAGAACUGAUCGAAAUCACAUCUCGAUUGCGAUUCAUCUCUUACGUGGAAACCAUGGCCAUGAAUGUUCCGGCUUGCUACCUCAAAUUCUUCAAUAAACUCACCUGUAACAAAGGGAAAAAACCUAUCGAAGAGUUCUACAAAGGAUUGCAUCUGUUUCCUUACAUUUUCACCGAUCGUUCAAUCCAGGUGUCUCCGAAUGUCGGCUACCAGGUUUUGUACGCGACCAAAAACGACGAUUUUCCCGAUGAAGGUCCGUAUAUGGUUUUCAGUAAAUGGAAAAUUGAUUCGUGUACUGUUAAAAAGGCGGUGAAAAUUUUCGAAAAACAAAUUCAACGGGAGAAAUCUAAUAGUGUUGAGUAUGAUACGAUAAUGAAGGAGUUGGCUAAACUACAGAGUGAAUUUAAAACACGACAAGAGACGUUGGAGAAACCAAAUAUUGAAGCAUAAGAACAUAAUAAUAUGCACCAAAAUUCUAUUGGAAGAGUUCAAAUCUAGAAAGUAGGUACACUUCACAUGCUGUGAAAAAAUGUAAAUAAGGUACACAUUUCAGGAGUUGAAGAUAUUUUUUUCAAAUAAAUUUAAAAAUAAGCCUACCACUCAUAAGUUUAAUAGGUAAAUAAGGUAUUUUAAUUUACUACUUAUUUCAUGUUAUCAUUGAGAUGGAGUUUCAUUUAUAUUUUAGUGUAGGCAGGGUUGGAAAACAUUUUUGUUCAAAUUCCAUUACCAAUUUCAAUUUUUUUUAAAUUUCCUUUCUUGCCUAAUUUUUUUAGGAAUCACAGAGGAGAAAUCUGAACGAAAAAUUUCAUGUCUUUUUUUGACACAACUUUGACAGCUCACAAGGAAAAAUUUUCACAUCACAAACAAAAUUGGAAGGAUCACAUGGUAAAUUUUCUUUAAAAAUUGGACAAAAAAUCGAACUCUUUAAGAGGGUGCUCUACGUAGGUACUGUUUUUUAAAUAUAGCAUAACCAAAACAUGCAAGGCGGAGUAUACUGAUUAGAGGCGAUGCAUUUUUCGAUCAUGUAUAUAAAUCGAAUAAUUGUGUACUUAACGAAAUUUUUUUGCACAAUAUUUUAAUUUGAAGUGUUUUAACGAAUGAAACCAUUCAACACGUCAAACAAACAUUAGUAUCGAAGUAUUUGCCAUUUUAGAAAGUUAUCGAAAUUACGCGAGUUGAUGUCGUUGACGGACGAUUGUUCCAACACUACUGAAUGAAAUUCGCUGAAAUUUGAAUAUGUUAUACCUACUUGAAAGUAUUCCUAACAAGUUGACGUUGGCCUUUUUUCGAUUUUUUCCUUUUGAGUGAAAAUACAACCAUUGAAAAAUACACUCAGAUGAUGCUAAUUUUGCAAUGACCAUAAAAUUGAUAAUACGAAAAAAAUCGAAAAAAUUGGCAACGUCAACUUGUUAGGAAUACUUUCAAGUAUAACAUAUUCAAAUUUCAACGAAUUUCAUUCAGUAGUGUUGGAACAAUCCUCCCUCAACGACAUCAACUCGCGUAAUUUUGAUAACUUUCUAAAAUGGCAAAUACUUACUUCGAUAAUAAUAUUUGUUUAAGGUGUUAAAUGAUUUUCAUUCGCUAAAACAAACUUCAAAUUGAAAUAUUGCGCAAAACAAAUUCGUUAAGUACACAAUUAUUCGAUUUUUUCGCGAUCGAAAAAUGCAUCGCAUUUAAUCAGUACUCUGCCUUGCAUGUUUUGGUUAUGCUAUAUUUAAAAAACGCAAUACGUAGAGCACCUCUUAAAAAGAGGUGUCAAUUCAGAUUUGAAAAAAAAAACGUGAGCUAGAACUCAUUUAAGAAUGAGUUGAAUUGAUUGAAGAGUAGAUUUAUUUUCAAAAAAAGUUUGCCCAGUCCUGCUCUCCUACUCUCACUUAUUUAUUUAUUUAUUUAUUUAUUUAUUUUUACUUUUCUUUCUCUGAAAAAUUAUUCCAAGUGUGGUUAGGGUUAUCCUAGGUAUAAGUAGGUAAUUAUAGUUUUCCAUUGUAUCUUAAAAUAGUUUUUGUGAGUAUAGAUUUUUUGUAACCAAAUAGUCAUCUAGGUAAUAAUAUAAUUAGGUCAAUUUA
This is a messenger RNA of Planococcus citri (citrus mealybug), 4879 nucleotides long. Its product is annotated as transient receptor potential cation channel protein painless-like. Bases 180 to 3263 code for a protein of 1027 amino acids. Gene Ontology annotation, molecular function: protein binding. The record is from RefSeq and is a predicted model, not a curated record. NCBI's taxonomy places the organism in Eukaryota, Metazoa, Arthropoda, Insecta, Hemiptera, Pseudococcidae. The transcript is spliced from 2 exons.